Triticum aestivum (bread wheat) is the source of this 2250-nucleotide messenger RNA. Its product is annotated as wall-associated receptor kinase 1-like. Bases 1 to 2250 code for a protein of 749 amino acids. The transcript is spliced from 3 exons. Gene Ontology annotation, biological process: protein phosphorylation; cell surface receptor signaling pathway. Gene Ontology annotation, molecular function: ATP binding; polysaccharide binding; calcium ion binding. Gene Ontology annotation, cellular component: plasma membrane. NCBI's taxonomy places the organism in Eukaryota, Viridiplantae, Streptophyta, Magnoliopsida, Poales, Poaceae. The record is from RefSeq and is a predicted model, not a curated record.
AUGGCGAUGACACUGGUCGUGCUGCUGUUGCUACUGCCAGUAACUCGAGUCUCAGCUCAGGAGCAGCAGCAGCAGCAGCAGACGCCGCCGGAACAUGUUGUGCAGCCGGGCUGCCGUGACAAGUGCGGCAACAUCACCAUUACCUACCCCUUUGGCAUCGGCGCGGGUUGCUUCCGCGACGAUGGCCGAGGUGGCUUCCAGCUUUUGUGUGACGACUCCUUACCAGUCCCACGGCUCACCGUAGCUGACUACGGCAUCCAGAUCACCAGCUUAUCCAUUAGCACCGGCGAGGCCCAUGCCUCCCUCAACGCGACUCGCCGCUGCUAUAACAGCAAGGGGAGCGUCAUCAGCCAAGGCGGCCCGGUAGCUGUACCACUCGUUGGGACCAACCUCCUCUUCUCGGACACCAAGAACCGCCUCGUCGUGCUCGGCUGCCCCAACCUCGGCUACUUCAACGGCAUUGACGGCUACUACGUCAGUGGCUGCAUGGCCGUGUGCCGGCCACGGAAAUCCACUGCAUCAGGAUCCUGCACAGGUGUCGGCUGCUGCCAGAGCAUGAUACCCCCUGCUGUCGACUACUAUCAGCCGUACCUGCUCGACAUCCCAAAGAGCAAGGGAGACCUGAUCAUCUAUGUAAACAGUGUGACCUGCCGGUAUGUGUUCUUGGUGGAGGCGACGUGGUUACAUACCAACUACACCAGCAAGAACCACAACAAGACCGACGACUUCGCCGUGCCUGUCGUGCUCGACUGGGCUGUCCGGAACGUGGAAAACUGCAGAGGCGCUAGGAAGAAUGCAACCACAUAUGCAUGCCGGAGCACGCUCAGCAAGUGCAUCAACUCCAAAAACGGCGCUGGGUACCGUUGCGGCUGCUCCAAGGGAUAUGAGGGCAACCCCUAUUUAUACGAUGGAUGCAAAGACGUCAAUGAGUGUGAGCAGAAAGGAAAACACGCAUGCUACGGGGUCUGCACAAAUACGCCCGGAAGCUACACUUGCCAAUGCCCUCCUGGGACUAGUGGAGAUGCCACCGUGAAGAAUGGUUGCCAGCCAAAGGACAGUUUCACUUUAGCCGUGAAAGUGGUUACAGGAAUCAGCCUUGGAGUGCUCUUGCCAUUUUUCAUGUGCUUCUGGCUCUACUUGGGACUCCAGAAGAGGAAGCUUAUCAGAACAAAGCAGAAGUUCUUCGAGCUAAAUGGAGGCCUCUUCCUGCAGCAGCAAAUACAUAACUACAAUGGCAAUAGCAAAGGCACUGGUGGGUUCAAGAUCUUUUCCAAGGAAGAGCUGGAGAAAGCGACCAAAAACUUUGCAGCCGACCGUGUUCUCGGCCAUGGAGGACACGGCAUUGUCUACAAGGGUGUCCUUGAGGACAAGACAGUGGUGGCGAUCAAGAAGUCAAAGAUGAUGGAAGAGGCCCAGACCAAAGAAUUCGCGAGGGAGAUGUUCAUCCUCUCCCAGAUCAACCACAGGAAUGUCGUCAAGCUGCUCGGAUGCUGUCUCGAAGCAGAAGUGCCCAUGUUGGUCUACGAGUUCGUCUCAAAUGGCACCCUCGACCAAUACAUCCAUGGUGGCAAGGGCAUCAACUCCGACAGAGCUUUUGGCACCUGUCUUCGGGUAGCAGUAGAGUCAGCCGAGGCAUUGGCGUACAUGCACUCUUCGGCCUCGCCGCCAAUCAUUCAUGGAGACGUCAAGACAGCAAACAUUUUGUUGGAUGACAAGCUCACAGCAAAAGUUUCAGAUUUUGGAGCAUCAAAAUUGGCACCGACUGAUGAGGCCACGAUUGCAACGCUGGUGCAAGGAACUUGUGGUUACCUUGAUCCGGAAUACCUAAUAACAUGCUUGCUGACUGACAAGAGUGAUGUGUACAGCUUUGGCGUCGUCCUAUUGGAGCUUCUGACAAGGAAGAAGGCAUUGUACUUGGACGGGUCGGCAAAAGAUAGAAGCCUUGUUUUAUGCUUCAUGACGGCAGCGAAGGUAGGUCAGCACCAAGAGCUUCUGGACAGACAAGUGAGGGAUGAGAUGAGAAUCGAAGUGCUCGAAGAGAUCACGCACCUCGUGAUAAGAUGCUUGAACAUGAGUGGGGAGGAACGGCCGACGAUGAAGGAGGUUGCGGAGAGGCUGGAGAUGCUGAGGAGAUACCAGCACCAUCCGUGGGCUCAAGCGGAUGGGAAUCCGGAGGAGCGGAGCUUGCUUGUUAUGAACCAACAGAAUGUGAAUUACAAGUUCACGCAGGAUUACAUCCUUGAUUUUUGA